Messenger RNA from Cinclus cinclus, 2481 nucleotides. Its product is annotated as nephrin-like. Gene Ontology annotation, molecular function: cell adhesion molecule binding. Lineage: Eukaryota; Metazoa; Chordata; Aves; Passeriformes; Cinclidae. The transcript is spliced from 19 exons. Gene Ontology annotation, cellular component: cell-cell junction. Gene Ontology annotation, biological process: cell-cell adhesion. The coding region runs from base 1 to 2481 and encodes 826 amino acids. The record is from RefSeq and is a predicted model, not a curated record.
AUGGGGGAGGGGCUGGGCUGGGCGGUGCUGACUCUGCUGGUGAUUGGGGGGAAAGGCUCCUCCCUCCCUGCCCCGCCCUUCCUGGAGGAACCAACCAAUGGGAGCGCGGCUCUGGGGCAGGGGGCGGAGCUGCGGUGCCGGGCCCGGGUGGGCGUGGCCGUUCAGUGGGCGAGGGGCGGGCUCCUGCUCGGGGUCACGCCCACCCGCGCCCACCCACGCUACCGAUUGGUCGGAGACCCCCGGAAAGGUGAGCAUCACCUGCGGAUCGAUCACGUGACCCUCGAGGACGAUGACGUCUUCCAGUGCCAGGCGGGGGAGGGGAACGGGACCCGCGCGUCCCGGCCCGCCCAGCUCAGCCUGGAGCUGCUGGAGGGGGCGGAGCUCCCCCUGAUGGGCGGGGCCGAGGUUCAGGUUCGCUGCCACGCCCACGACGCGCGCCCCGCCCCCCACCUGGAGCUGCGCCUGGGGGAGCAGCCCCUUCCUGACGUCUCCUCCCGGGUGUUCGAGGGGUCCCACCCCAAACUGAGCUCCAGCGAGGUCACGGCGAGUCCAUCCCACCACGGGCUCUCUCUGCUCUGCUCCGCCUCCAACCUGGCCGGGCCGGCUCCGGCCGAGGCCGAGCUCCACCUGGACAUCGCAGUCCCUCCCAGUGCUCCCAGUAUCGAGGGGCUCCCGCCGCUGGUGCGGGCGGGGGUGGAGCUGCAGCUGCUGUGUGUGAGCCGGGGGGGGCGCCCUGCUCCCAGUCUGCACUGGGACAAGGACGGGCACGCCCUGCAGGGGGCGUGGUCAGAGGACGCGGGGGGCGUGACCAGAACCCGCCUCGUGUUCAGCCCCGCCCCCGAGGACGAUGGCGCCACCCUGCGGUGCCGCGCCGUGACGUCACUUCCUGGGGGCGGGGCCAGCGCCAGCGUCAAACUUCGAGUGUUGUAUGGGCCCUCGGAGCUGACCCUGCAGGGCUCGGGCGCGGUGGCCGAGGACGGGGAGGCGGCGCUGAGCUGCACCAGUGCUCCCAGUAACCCUCCAGUACGGCUGCGCUGGUGGCUCGGGGGGAGGGAACUGCAGGCCAGCCACGAGGGGCCGGCACCAGUGAGUGAACUGGGCAAACUGGGAGAGACUGGGAGGGCACUGGAGGGGGACUGGGACGGGCUGGGGGGGACUGGGAGGGGGGGCGGGGCCGUGUCCAACCUGACGCUGCGGGGGAGGGUCCAGGACCACGGCGCCCCCCUGGUGUGCGAGGCCGAGACCCCCGGGGUGGGGACCCGGAGUGUGACAGUGACCGUCAGUGUGAGCCACCCACCCCAGGCUCUCUGGGUCGAGGCCCCGCCCCCCAACGCCACCUUCCGGGUGGGGGAGGGGCUGCAGCUGCUGUGCCACGCCCGGGGGGGGCACCCGGCCCCGAAACUCACCUGGACCAAGGACGGGCGCCCCCUGCCGGACGCCCCCCCCCAGAGCCGCUCCGGUCACGUGACCUCCCGGGCGCUGCCGCUCCGGGCCACGCCCAGCGACAACAGCGCCCCCUACCGGUGUGAGGCUGGGCCCGCCCGCAGCGCCCCCGUGCGGCUCCGAGUGCUCUCCCAGUCCGUCUCCAUCUCGGUGUCUCCCCGUGAGCCCCGCCCUGGCCACGCCCUGUCCCUCACCUGCCGCGCUGGCCCCGCCCACCCUGGCCCCGAGCUCACCUGGAUCCGGCCCGGCCACGCCCCGGAUCCGGGGCUGCCCCUCCCCCCCAGCCCCGCCCCCUACGGGGGGGUCACGGUGGGGUCGCGGCUGCUCCUGCAGGGGGCGCUGUCGCUGCAGGAUCAGCCAAUCACGUGCCGAGCCUGGAGCGCGCGGCUGGGCGUGGCCGUGAGCUCCGCCCACACCCUGCGCAUGCGCCACGUGCCCCUGGUGAGCGCCGGCCCCUCCCCCGUGCUGGUUCUGGAAGGUUCCGAGGCCGUUCUGGGGCUGUCGGUGCGCGCCCAUCCCCCACCCGAGAGCUGCACCUGGAGCGUCCGCGGGAGGGGGAUCAGCCCCGAGGGGUCCCCGCGCUUCCGGGUCUCGCCAGGGGGCGCUCUCGUCAUCGCCAACGUCACGCGCGGGGACAGCGCCCCCUACCGGGUGUGGUGUCACAACGCCGAGGGCGGGGCCGGAGAUGACGUCACACUGCUGGUGCAGGUUCCUCCCAGUAUCGUGCGAGCCCCGGACCCGGUGGUGGUGGCCGAGGGGGGGGAGGGGCAGCUGCAGUGCGAGGCCGAGGGGAGCCCCCUCCCCCCAGGGAGCGUCCGGUGGGAGCGGCUGGGCGACUCGGGGUCCCCCCUGGCGCUGCCCCCCGAGCUGCAGCCGCUGCCGGGGGGUCCCGGGGGGUCCCUGCGGGUGUCGGGGGCUCGGCGGCACCUGGGGGGUCCCUACGAGUGCAGGGUGGAGUCGGGGGUGCCCCCCCCGGCCAGGGCCAUCGUCCGGCUGGUGGUGACCUGUGAGAGACUGGGGGAGGGGAUCACGGGAUAA